AUGGAGGGCCGCUUGCAGCGACACUGCCUUCACCUGGUACCCAAAUGCAACCCUCGUGAACCGUUGAGGGAUGAACGGAUUAACAUCACCUUCAGAUGGGUUCGGGAACACCGCUUCCGUUGUCCUCUCCGUCGCAGGCCCCAAGCCUCGGAGAGCACUUUGUUGGCCAUCACUGGUGAGGGAAAUUUGGAUGCUGCAGAGACUAGGCUGCUCCCGCUCCCUUUGCGGUUUCAUGGCUCCUAUGUCAGAUGCUGGAGCAUGGAGGUCUGUCCAGGGAUCUUGAACCCUUUGCAGCAGUUGCGGCUAUGUGACGGGUGCAAGCAUGUUUGCUAUGCAGAAGGGCGUCCUUGCUGCGAAGGACAAGGUGAUUGGGCUGGAUACUGGUUCUGCCGUCGGUGCACUCUAAUCGACUCGUAA
This is a messenger RNA of Durusdinium trenchii, 417 nucleotides long. Lineage: Eukaryota; Dinophyceae; Suessiales; Symbiodiniaceae. The record is from the annotation of a GenBank genome assembly.